AUGAGCCACGAAGUCCCAGAACAGUACCUUCCUAGGCUGUGUCAUGUUGUUAAAUGGAAAGAUUUCCAAGGAUAUGGCUUUAAUUUACACGCAGAAAAAGGUAAAGCGGGCCAGUUUAUUGGAAAAGUUGACGAGAAUUCACCUGCGGAGGCCGCGGGACUCAAGGAAGGAGACCGUAUUGUUGAGGUAAACGGUAUCAAUAUUGGCAAUGAGAACCACCAACAGGUUGUAGCUAGGAUAAAAUCUGGAGGCGAAGAAACUCGGCUGUUAGUUGUGGAUUCAGAAACGGAUGAAUGGUACAAGGAGCAGAAAAGGAUCAUACGCGGGGAUGCACCAGAAGUUCGUUUCAUCAGCUCCAAACGCAGCGACGACGAGGACAUUAAUGAUGAACCCACAGGCUAUGGACAAAUAAAUGAUGAUCAUGACGAUGAUGUUCAACGUAGAGAUUCAAACCCAGAACCACAGAUAGAAGAGUCUGUUGUAACGCAUGUUUCUGCACCCGUGCACAAUGGAAGCGAUGCUGGAGGUGAUGACUAUUCUUACAGACCACGGCUGUGUCACUUAAAGAUAUGGCCACACUUUCAGGGUUAUGGGUUCAACCUGCAUGCAGAAAGAGAUAAACCUGGCCAGUUUAUUGGGCUCGUGGAUGACAACUCACCGGCCAGCACUGCCGGACUACGAGUCCAGGACAGGAUCAUCGAGGUCUACGGAGUCAAUGUAGAGAGUCAGAAUCACAAGGAGGUCAUCGCCAGAAUCAAAGCCACCCCUGGGGAGACCAAGCUUCUGGUUGUGGAUAGGGAAACAGACAACUACUACAAAAGCAGAGGUAUCACCAUAUCCUCAAGCUUGCCCCAGACAGAGUAUAUUGUCACUCCUGAUGCUGCUGAAGCUGUUAAUGGACUCAAGUCCUUAUCUCUGCAGUCUCCAUCAGAACCUGAACAUGAGUUCACAGUGGCCUCCCAGGCCCGGUACGAAUCCCCAACAGCUUCCUCAGCCCCAGCAGCUUCCUCAGCCCCAGCACCCAAGGCAUCCGAUGGCCUAGAGCUAAACCUCUCCGUCGCCGAGAUGAAGGAAAGGUUAAAGGCCAAGAAGAGGCAAGAUCCCCGCCUGAGCAAAGUUCCCUUUGAGCAGAAAUACAAGGAGUUUCAGAGGAUGUGA
Candidula unifasciata is the source of this 1158-nucleotide messenger RNA. Lineage: Eukaryota; Metazoa; Mollusca; Gastropoda; Stylommatophora; Geomitridae. The record is from the annotation of a GenBank genome assembly.